AUGAGACCCUUCGCUUUCCUUGUCGCUGCCCUUACUGUCGCACCCGGCGUUCUCGCCGUCGACCAGAUGAAGUCCGUUAUCAUCUGGACCGACAAGACAUCCAUUACGGACGCCAUGAUUGACAGCGCCAAGCAAGCCAUUCUGGACGCCGGCGGACAGAUCACUCAUACCUACUCCAUGACCGAACUCUUCAGGGGCUUUGCUGCCGUCACACCCGUCAAGGUUCUUGAGUCUGUCAAGGCUUUGGGUGGUGAGGGAAUGAACGUCGACGAAGACCAGAUCGUCAGCGGCUAA
Molecule: messenger RNA, 294 nt
Organism: Colletotrichum truncatum
Lineage: Eukaryota; Fungi; Ascomycota; Sordariomycetes; Glomerellales; Glomerellaceae
Source: RefSeq, a predicted model, not a curated record